GCAGUUUGACCCCGGAAGUGCGGGCGCUCAGGGAGCUGUCACCGUGGUCGGCGGCGGCGGCGGAGGCGGCGGCUGCACAGAGCCGGUGGUGGAGCCGCCGAGGCCACCUCGUGUAUGCAGAGACCAUGUGUGUCUGAUCUGCUGGGAUCCUAGAGCUGGAACAGGCCAGGUGAUGUUGUGAAAAGAACACUGGACAGCAAGACAGGAGACCUUGGAUCUGCCACUCACUGACUGUGAGGAGGGUCACGCAGCACAAUGCCAGCUCUGCCCCUGGACCAACUCCAGAUCACCCACAAGGACCCGAAGACAGGAAAGCUGAGGACUUCACCAGCGCUGAUUUGUACCUGUAACUCCAUGAUACAAAUUUGAUUUAAAUGGGAGGGGGUCCUGCAGACCCACAUGAGAGGUGGCCUUGAAGAAUCCUUGUGGUACCCACAGGCUCUACAGUUUGGAAACUCGCCACCCCGAGCAGAAGGCAGACCGGUAUUUUGUGUUAUACAAACCGCCCCCUAAAGACAACAUUCCCGCCCUAGUGGAGGAGUACCUGGAACGCGCCACCUUCGUAGCCAAUGACCUCGACUGGCUCCUGGCCUUGCCUCACGAUAAAUUCUGGUGCCAGGUGAUCUUUGACGAGACUCUACAGAAGUGCCUGGACUCCUACCUGCGCUAUGUCCCCCGCAAAUUCGACGAGGGGGUGGCCUCAGCCCCUGAGGUUGUUGACAUGCAGAAGCGCCUCCAUCGAAGUGUUUUUCUCACCUUCCUCCGCAUGUCCACUCACAAGGAAUCCAAAGAUCACUUCAUUUCCCCUUCUGCGUUUGGAGAAAUCCUCUACAAUAACUUCCUCUUUGACAUUCCAAAGAUCCUGGACCUCUGCGUGCUCUUUGGAAAAGGCAACUCACCACUGCUCCAGAAGAUGAUAGGAAACAUCUUUACACAGCAGCCAAGUUACUACAGUGACCUGGAUGAAACCCUGCCUACCAUCCUUCAGGUCUUCAGCAAUAUCCUCCAGCACUGUGGUUUGCAAGGGGACGGGGCCAGUACCACACCCCAGAAGCUUGAGGAGAGGGGCCGAUUGACCCCCAGUGACAUGCCUCUCCUGGAAUUAAAGGACAUUGUUCUCUACCUUUGUGAUACCUGCACCACACUUUGGGCCUUUCUGGAUAUCUUCCCUUUGGCUUGCCAGACCUUCCAGAAGCACGACUUUUGUUACAGACUAGCUUCCUUCUACGAAGCAGCAAUUCCCGAAAUGGAGUCUGCAAUUAAGAAGAGGAGGCUUGAAGAUAGCAAGCUUCUUGGUGACCUGUGGCAGAGGCUCUCCCAUUCCAGGAAGAAGCUAAUGGAGAUUUUCCACAUCAUCCUGAACCAGAUCUGCCUCCUUCCCAUCCUAGAAAGCAGCUGUGACAACAUUCAGGGCUUCAUCGAAGAGUUCCUUCAGAUCUUCAGCUCCUUGCUGCAGGAGAAGAGGUUCCUCCGGGACUAUGAUGCACUCUUCCCCGUGGCCGAAGACAUCAGCUUGCUGCAGCAGGCCUCGUCAGUCUUGGACGAGACGCGGACUGCCUACAUCCUCCAGGCAGUCGAGAGUGCAUGGGAAGGGGUGGACAGACGGAAAGCCACAGAUGCUAAAGACCCAUCGGUGAUUGAGGAGCCUAAUGGGGAGCCUAACGGGGUCACGGUGACAGCAGAGGCAGUCAGUCAAGCAUCAUCACAUCCGGAGAACUCGGAGGAAGAGGAGUGCAUGGGAGCAGCCGCGGCUGUGGGCCCUGCCAUGUGUGGGGUGGAACUGGACUCUCUCAUCACCCAAGUGAAGGACCUGCUGCCAGACCUUGGUGAGGGCUUCAUCCUGGCCUGCCUGGAGUACUACCACUACGACCCAGAGCAGGUGAUCAACAAUAUCCUGGAGGAGCGGCUGGCCCCCACCCUCAGCCAGCUGGACCGCAACCUAGACAGAGAAAUGAAACCAGACCCUACACCCCUGCUGACGUCUCGCCACAACGUCUUCCAGAAUGACGAGUUUGAUGUGUUCAGCAGGGACUCAGUAGACCUGAGCCGGGUGCACAAGGGCAAGAGCACCAGGAAGGAGGAAAACACGCGGAGUUUGCUGAACGACAAGCGUGCAGUGGCGGCACAGCGGCAGCGCUACGAGCAGUACAGCGUGGUGGUGGAGGAGGUGACACUGCAGCCAGGCGAGAGCCUGCCCUACCACAGUGUCUACUACGAGGAUGAGUACGAUGACACAUACGAUGGCAACCAGGUGGGCGCCAAUGAUGCAGACUCUGAUGACGAGCUCAUCAGCCGCAGGCCAUUCACCAUCCCUCAGGUGCUGAGAACCAAAGUGCCUAGAGAAGGGCAGGAGGAGGAUGAUGACGAUGAGGAAGAUGAGGCUGACGAGGAGGCUCCCAAGGUACCUCCCUGGCAGCCCGACCAUUUUGUGCAGGACCCUGCAGUGCUGAGAGAGAAGGCAGAAGCCAGGCGCAUGGCCUUUCUCGCCAAGAAAGGGUACCGGCAUGACAGCUCAACAGCAGUGGCCGGCAGCCCCCGAGGCCAUGGGCAGAGCCGCGAGACAACCCAGGAACGCAGGAAGAAGGAAGCCAACAAGGCGACAAGAGCCAACCACAACCGGAGAACCAUGGCUGACCGCAAGAGGAGCAAAGGCAUGAUCCCAUCCUGAGACCUGGUGCAGGGCCAGCGGGGAGGCAGCGGCACCAGACUCACCAGGCCGCGCUCCCAUCGCCUGGGGCCUCCUCACUAGGGGCCCCAGGUUCAACUCAACCCCUCAACAGCCUCAGCUUUGCAGCCCCUGAGAAGGCCGCCUCUCAUCUACCAGCCAGCCAUGAGCGCCUUCCUGCAGAACACACAGUGCCUUAUGCCACAGCCGAAGAAUCCGUGGGGCCGGCAAGCAGGCACCUUCCCCCAGCUGCGCUGGCGGGAAAGAGAUGGGGAUGGAGUCCCAAGGCAAGCGCCCCAAACCUCGGGCCACAAGACACCACUUCCCCUUUACCCUGGACAGCAGGAAACCUGUAUAUUCAAAAACACAAAAAGUCCUGCUAAUAAAAUUUUUGACCCUUUCAAA
Pan troglodytes (chimpanzee) is the source of this 3070-nucleotide messenger RNA. It is a transcript of the gene ASCC2, whose product is annotated as activating signal cointegrator 1 complex subunit 2. Lineage: Eukaryota; Metazoa; Chordata; Mammalia; Primates; Hominidae. The record is from RefSeq and is a predicted model, not a curated record. Gene Ontology annotation, biological process: regulation of DNA-templated transcription. The transcript has 23 exons. Gene Ontology annotation, molecular function: ubiquitin binding. The coding region runs from base 722 to 2668 and encodes 648 amino acids.